This is a messenger RNA of Microplitis mediator, 3204 nucleotides long. RefSeq names its product homeobox protein Hmx-like. Gene Ontology annotation, cellular component: nucleus. Bases 492 to 2381 code for a protein of 629 amino acids. The record is from RefSeq and is a predicted model, not a curated record. NCBI's taxonomy places the organism in Eukaryota, Metazoa, Arthropoda, Insecta, Hymenoptera, Braconidae. Gene Ontology annotation, molecular function: RNA polymerase II cis-regulatory region sequence-specific DNA binding; DNA-binding transcription factor activity, RNA polymerase II-specific. Gene Ontology annotation, biological process: regulation of transcription by RNA polymerase II; cell differentiation. The transcript is spliced from 2 exons.
AAUAAUAUCGCGAUAUACACACCUAUUCCGGCACCAUGGCUCUCUAUACGCGGCACAAACGUUGCCAAGACUCUGUUACUACUGCUGCUGCGUAACAAAGUUAUUGCUUGUCUGUUUACUGAUACUACUGAUACUUGUGAUGUCUAACAGCUUGCGUGUUUUUGUGACAACCAUUCAUUAGUUACGGAUUGUUACUCAUUUCAAUGUGAUUCCUGCUGUUUCCGUUUUCUCAUCUAGUGCUCAAAAGUGUCAGAAAGUGCCCGGAACUGUAAGUGUUCACGAAUAUAUGAUUUAACAAGUGGCAUUGGAAAGCUCCAGGUCAAAAAAGCGGCAGCUGUUUGGAGACAAGUGUCUUUGUAAUCACGAACUGGUUGGUUGUUUCAAUCGGUCAGGACUUGAUCGCCGUUAAUUUAACAAUAGCUCAGUUCAGUGCCAGAUAAUGUCCGUUUCAAGGAGAUAAAAGCAGCAGGAUAAGAUCCUCCGCAUGUAAAAUGUGGAGGAUGCAUCAGGAGUCCCGAACACUGUCACCGCACGGAGACGGGAUUGUUACGUGUCUGGGUCCUGAGGAAGUUAACCUACGGGCGGUCGUGCCACGGGAAAAUAAACGACGUGGUUUGUUGUUACACGUGAGAACUGGUGAUCCAUUUGUUGUUGGAUUUGAGCAUCCAAAACAACAGCAGCAGCAGCAGAUGCUGGAAACAAGUGCACCGGCGGGAUCGCCAAUAGGAUCUCCAGCCUCGCGAACCAGUGCUGCAAUGGACGAGGACUGCACCGACGAUGUCAAGAGGGAUUCUUUGGUCCACCAGCCACGGAUUGAUGACGACGAGGAAGAUGCCGAUGAUGUUGAGACCGCGGAAGUUGUAAAUAGGACGAGACUGUCGUCAUCAAGAGAUGCGGCUGACGAUGAGGAGGAAGAUGACGAAGAUGAGGCUCACGAGAGAAACGGUUGCAAUUACGACGAAGACGAAGAUGUCGAAGUCGACGUGUGUCGCGAGGCUGAAAGCAAUCCGAGCAGUCCCGUUGACUUGACAGCUUCGUCAAGAACAAUCAGUAUAAAUGAACAAUUUAGUCCUUUUGGGAAUCGCGCUGUUGGAUUGCUCUCGUGCUUACCGUCCAGUGGAAGUGGUGGUGCUGGUGGUAUUGCUAGUAGUGUUGGUGGUUGUGGUAUUGGUGGUGGUAAUAGUGGUAAUAAUGGUGCUGUUAUUAGUUCUGGUGGUAAUACCAAUGGUAUAAAUGUUGCUGGACACACAACAACUCCAAUGACGCCUUAUCUGGCAACUGGUCAUGCCGCUGGAUCAAUGGUUACGAGUAUUUGUAAUCCAGCGAAUCAGUUAUCACGAACAAAUUGUAGUAGUUCAUUAGGAAGUGGUGGUAAUUGUUUAACGAAUACUAAUGCUACUGUACAACCAAAUAAACGUGGACUCGCAUUUUCGGUUGAAAAUAUUCUUGACCCUCACAAGUUUACCGGCGGACGGGUAAUCCACGACAGGGGCCAUCGUAGACGACGUAGAACUGGUAGCUUACAUGAAGAUGGAGACUCGAGGGGAGAACUGUGCGGAAGUGGUCAAGAAGACGACAGUGUGCAUGACCAAGUGGAAGAUAUGGAAGAAGAAAUCGAUGAGGACGAUGAGGAUGAGGAUGAUGUUGAGAUGCAGGGAGUCGAUGAUCGUGGGACACCAACAGUGACACGUGAUACCGCGUCAACGGGUUCGAAUGGCAGUAAAAAAAGGCAAUCUUCUUCGUCGUCAUCAUCCUCAGGCGGCGGUCAGAAUCCAUCUUGUCAAAGUGGUUCAGGACAAAAUGGCGGCAGUUCAUCUGGCGGAUCAGCUGGUGGCAAACCCCGACGUGCGAGGACCGCAUUUACUUACGAACAAUUGGUGGCAUUGGAAAAUAAAUUCAAGACCACGAGAUACUUGUCAGUGUGUGAGCGACUGAACCUGGCGCUAUCGUUAUCCCUAACGGAAACCCAAGUUAAAAUAUGGUUUCAAAACCGCCGGACCAAGUGGAAAAAACAAAAUCCCGGUCUGGAUGUCAACAGUCCAACUGUACCAACUACUCCACCUCAUCCUUCGCCCUACGCACCGGCGUUUCUUUUCGCCGCACACCCUCAUGCCCAUCCACAUGCUCACUCGCAUCCACACCAGCAUCCGCACUCGCACGUCCAUCACGCACCACCACCCCCACCUCCACCAGGUUAUUACCAUCAUCCAGCUCCACCUUACGGAUCCUCGACGCCGAGCUUUUUCGGUCACCAUUUGUCAGCAUCACCUGCUGUCACAGCUCCAACGCCAAUAAGUGUGUCAUCAGCCGCGACUACCUCCAACGUGGGUCUUUCAUUGUCGUCACAUCAUGUGCAUGCACACGCGCACUCACAUGCGUAGCGAUCACCAAUUCAGUCACGUUUAAUCUCAUCCUAAUAAUACAAACCCUUCAACCAAUUGUUUAAUUACAACUUGGAUUAUGUCGAUUUAAUUCUCUAUGCCUACGUAUUAUGACACUAUUUUAUGUACAAUCAGUUGAGUCACUGUCUACAACACAAUAUCGUCUCUUGUGUUCAACAAAUUUGUCAAUGACAAAGCGACAGACAUUUGGUACCUGGCUUUCUGCCCGACACUCCACAUUGUAAUCCAAACAUUUCUGUUAAUACUCCCUGAUUACCUACGAUUCCAAACGUACAAUCGUAUGUGUAAGCGUAUGUAUGUAUGUGUGUGUCUGUGUGUAAGUAUCGAACAUGCGUUAGGUCAGUGACCUGAUUAAGCGAGGACGUAAUUAAUUGAUGACACAAAGUCUUGUAUGCCAUGCGUCGUGCAUCGAGGAUAAAGACAAAUUAGAUUGGGUAUUUUCUAAAAAAAGUUCAUCUAAAUCACUCUUUUCAAAUAAAUUUUAUAUAUAUUCAUUUAUAAAAUAAAAUCAGUCAAAAUUUGUCACGUAAUUAACCCACCGGCCAGCAGUAGUGUCGAACCGCAUGUGAGAAAUUUCUCACUGCGCGCCAUCUGGCGGCUUAACACCGAAACUAGUUGAUGACAAAAAAUAUGAGAUCAUAGUAAAUUUUUUAAAGAAUACGCAGUAAUAAUUAAGACAGUCGAAAGUCUUUGAUUAUAAUUAUGAUGAUGUGCAAAUAAAAAUUUAAUAAAUUAAUAUUAAUUAUAAUUAUGUACAAGUGUGAUAAUUGAGAUAUUAAAUAUAGAUUUAAGGUAAUUGUGG